This is a messenger RNA of Propithecus coquereli (Coquerel's sifaka), 3678 nucleotides long. It is a transcript of the gene NPHP3, whose product is annotated as nephronophthisis 3 (adolescent). The transcript is spliced from 26 exons. NCBI's taxonomy places the organism in Eukaryota, Metazoa, Chordata, Mammalia, Primates, Indriidae. Gene Ontology annotation, molecular function: protein binding. Gene Ontology annotation, biological process: determination of left/right symmetry; convergent extension; kidney development. The record is from RefSeq and is a predicted model, not a curated record. The coding region runs from base 39 to 3641 and encodes 1200 amino acids.
UGGUACCCAGCGGGCUAGUAGCGGCGGCCGCAGACGCAAUGGGGACAGCGUCGUCGCUGGUAAGCCCGGCGGGCGGGGAGGUGAUCGAGGACACCUACGGCGCGGGCGGCGGCGAGGCAUGCGAGAUCCCGGUGGAGGUGAAACCCAAGGCUCGCCUGCUGCGCAACUCGUUCCGCCGUGGCGCGGGGGCAGCGGCGGCGGGGGCCGGGCCCGGGUCGCUGCCCCGCGGGGCGGGCGGCGGCGGGCUGCUGGGGGCCAGUUUCAAGUCCACCGGCUCGUCGGUGCCGGAGUUGGAGUACGCGGCGGCCGAGUAUGAGCGGCUCAAGAAGGAGUACGAGAUCUUCCGGGUCAGCAAGAACCAAGAGUUGUUGUCCAUGGGCCGUCGCGAGGCCAAGCUGGACACGGAGAACAAGCGGCUGCGGGCCGAACUGCAGGUAUCGCCGGGCCCGGGCGCUCACCAGGGGUGGCCGCGACAUAUUAAAGAAGAAGGUUGCUUUUCUAUGAGCAAAGUUCAGAGACUUUUUGCCAUCGCUGCUGGAACCCAAUGUGAAUAUUGGACUGGCGGGGCCUUGGGAAGUGAGCCUUCCAUAGGGAGUAUGAUCCAGCUUCAGCAGUCCUUCAGGGGCCCUGAGUUUGCCCAUAGUUCUAUAGAUGUGGAAGGACCCUUUGCAAACGUCAACAGAGAUGACUGGGAUAUUGCUGUAGCUAGUUUAUUACAAGUCACUCCCUUGUUUUCACAUUCUCUUUGGAGUAACACUGUCAGAUGUUACCUCAUUUAUACCGAUGAAACUGAGCCUGAAAUGGAUCUUUUCCUUAAGGACUAUGCACCUAAACUUAAAAGAAUGUGUGAGACAAUGGGCUAUUUUUUCCAUGCUGUUUAUUUUCCAAUAGAUGUUGAAAAUCAAUACCUCACUGUAAGAAAAUGGGAAAUUGAGAAGAGUUCUUUAGUUAUUUUAUUCAUUCACUUAACUUUACCAAGCCUUUUGUUGGAAGACUGUGAAGAAGCUUUUCUGAGGAACGCUGAAGGAAAACCACGAUUAAUCUAUCAUCGUUUGGAGGAUGGAAAAGUCAGUUCCAACUCUGUCCAGCAUUUGAUUGAUCAAGUUUCUGACCUAAACAAGACCAACAAAGCCAAGAUUAUCGAUCACUCAGGAGAUCCUGCAGAAGGAGUAUAUAAAACUUAUAUUUGUGUGGAAAAGAUUAUUAAACAGGAUAUAUUGGGCUUUGAGAACAUAGACCUGGAGACUAAGGAUUUGGGCAGGGAAGAUUCCAUUCCAGAAGAUGAUUUUGGUGACGUUCUAUGGGACAUACAUGAUGAACAAGAGCAAAUGGAAACUUUUCAGCAGGCAUCUAAUUCAGACCAUGAGUUGGGAUUCGAGAAAUAUUACCAACGCCUUAAUGAUCUAGUGGCGGCACCAGCGCCAAUUCCACCCCUUCUGGUGUCUGGAGGACCAGGUUCUGGAAAGUCCCUUCUUUUAUCAAAGUGGAUUCAGUUACAACAGAAGAAUUCCCCUAACACACUGAUUCUUUCUCAUUUUGUGGGGAGGCCCAUGUCAACCAGCUCAGAGUCUUCCUUGAUUAUUAAACGACUAAGUCUAAAGUUGAUGCAGCACUCUUGGUCAGUGUCUGCUCUGACGUUGGAUCCUGCUAAACUUCUGGAAGAAUUUCCACGUUGGCUAGAAAAACUCUCUGCUCGUCAUCAAGGCAGCAUCAUCAUCAUUAUUGAUUCUAUAGAUCAAGUUCAGCAAGUUGAAAAACACAUGAAAUGGCUGAUAGAUCCCCUGCCAGUGAAUGUAAGAGUAAUUGUUUCUGUGAAUGUAGAAACAUGCCCUCCAGCAUGGAGGUUGUGGCCUACACUUCAUCUUGAUCCUUUAAAUCCAAAAGAUGCAAAAUCUAUUAUAAUUGCAGAAUGCCAGUCUGUAGACAUUAAGUUGAAUAAAGAGCAGGAGAAGAAGCUAGAACGACACUGUCGUUCUGCUACAACCUGCAACGCCCUUUAUGUCACCCUUUUCGGCAAAAUGAUUGCACGUGCUGGGAGAGCAGGCAGUUUAGAUAAAAUCCUUCAUCAGUGUUUCCAGUGUCAAGAUACUGUUUCAUUAUACAGACUGGUUCUGCGCUCUAUCCAGGAGUCCAUGGCAAAUGAUGUGGAUAAGGAACUAAUGAAACAGAUUCUCUGCCUCAUCAAUGUUAGUCACAAUGGCUUGAGCGAAUCAGAAUUGAUGGAACUCUAUCCUGAGAUGUCCUGGGCUGUCUUGACCUCUCUUAUUCACAGUUUACAUAAAAUGUGUUUGUUGACUUAUGGCUGUGGCUUGCUCAGGUUUCAACAUCUGCAGGCUUGGGAAGCAGUGAGAUUGGAGUACAUGGAAUGUCCCACCAUAAUUUCUUCAUACAAGCAAAAGCUAAUCAACUAUUUCACCUUGCAGCUAAGUCAGGACAGAGUGACUUGGAGAAGUGCAGAUGAGCUCCCUUGGCUUUUUCAGCAGCAGGGAAGUAAACAGAAGUUGCAUGAUUGCCUUCUCAAUCUCUUCGUGUCUCAAAACCUUUAUAAAAGAGGACACUUUGCUGAGUUGCUGAGUUAUUGGCAGUUUGUGGGCAAAGACAAAAGCGCGAUGGCAACAGAAUACUUUGAUUCAUUGAAGCAGUAUGAGAAAAACUGUGAAGGCGAAGAGAACAUGAUUUGCUUAGCUGAUCUUUAUGAAACCCUGGGGCGAUUUCUCAAGGAUCUAGGCCUUCUCAGUCAGGCUGUGGUGCCUCUGCAGAGGUCUCUAGAAAUUCGAGAAACAGCUUUAGAUCCAGAUCACCCAAGAGUAGCCCAGUCCCUCCACCAGCUAGCAAGUGUGUAUGUGCAGUGGAAGAAGUUUGGCAAUGCAGAACAACUGUAUAAACAGGCAUUGGAAAUCUCAGAAAAUGCUUAUGGUGCAGACCAUCCACACACUGCUCGUGAACUUGAGGCACUUGCAACUUUGUACCAGAAACAAAAUAAAUAUGAACAAGCUGAACAUUUUAGGAAAAAAUCCUUAAAAAUUCGUCAGAAAGCUACAAGGAGAAAAGGCAACUUGUAUGGAUUUGCCCUUUUACGUAGACGGGCCCUACAGUUAGAAGAGCUUACAUUAGGUAAGGACACGCCUGAUAAUGCUCGGACCCUCAAUGAACUGGGCGUUCUCUACUAUCUUCAGAAUAACCUGGACAUAUUACGGGGGUACAAAUGUUUAGGUUACGGGAAACUUGACAAAGCUGUACCUUUGUAUGAAUUGGCUGUUGAAAUACGACAGAAAUCCUUUGGCCCAAAGCACCCUAGUGUAGCUACUGCCUUGGUGAACUUAGCUGUUCUUUAUAGCCAAAUGAAAAAACAUGUUGAAGCCUUGCCAUUAUAUGAAAGAGCAUUAAAGAUUUAUGAAGACAGCCUGGGUAGGAUGCAUCCUCGAGUUGGAGAAACAUUAAAAAAUUUAGCUGUGCUUAGUUAUGAAGAAGGUGAUUUUGAAAAAGCUGCUGAACUCUACAAAAGGGCAAUGGAAAUAAAAGAAGCAGAAACAUCACUCUUGGGUGGAAAAGCUCCUUCACGACAUUCAUCAAGUGGAGGAGACACAUUUAGCUUAAAAACGCAUUCUCCUAAUGUUUUCCUUCAACAAGGACAAAGGUAGUAGCCGAUGCAAUUCUUUGCCAUUGUACUUUAAAACA